AUGAUCAGUGCUGAUAGUUUAUGUCGCGUUUGUGGUGAUCGAGCUAGUGGAAGACAUUAUGGUGUUCAGAGUUGCGACGGAUGUCGAGGCUUUUUUAAACGAUCUGUGAGACGUUCGAUGAAUUACGAAUGCAAAGAUCGAAAGCAAUGCAUUGUGGAUGUCGCAAGAAGGAAUCAAUGCCAAGCAUGUCGUUUUCGCAAAUGUCUCGCCGUAUCCAUGAAUCCACGUGCUGUACAAAAUGAACGAAAAAUACGACCACGUUCUACAAAAAUGUUUCGAGAAAGGUGUUAUGGUUGCUCAAUAGCACCUUCUGAUAAGAUUAAUGAAAGAGUACGGGACAGGAAAAAGAAAGAAUACGCGAUGGGUCGAAGAAGGAGAAAUCAAGCAUCCUCAUUUGUAAAGCAAUUGACAACUGUUGGAGAGUUUGUUCAACUGGAUUCGUGUAUUUGUCUGAAUUUCAUGCUACGAUUCAUGAUGCUAUCACCACCAUUAUCACAUAUCAGUAUCCAUGAACACAGCAUCAAAUUUGAUCGAUUACAAACAACUGUGCAAAAGUUGAAUUCAUUAAUGCUAACACCGUUGGAAAUUUGGUACCUAUGUAUGGCUAUUAUUUCUGAUUCAGGUUAA
Molecule: messenger RNA, 627 nt
Organism: Acanthocheilonema viteae
Lineage: Eukaryota; Metazoa; Nematoda; Chromadorea; Rhabditida; Onchocercidae
Source: the annotation of a GenBank genome assembly